Guillardia theta CCMP2712 is the source of this 177-nucleotide messenger RNA. RefSeq lists its product as hypothetical. The annotation marks the transcript as partial. The record is from RefSeq and is a predicted model, not a curated record. NCBI's taxonomy places the organism in Eukaryota, Cryptophyceae, Pyrenomonadales, Geminigeraceae. Gene Ontology annotation, molecular function: 2 iron, 2 sulfur cluster binding. The transcript has a single exon. Gene Ontology annotation, cellular component: intracellular membrane-bounded organelle.
ACCUACUACUGGUGCACCUGCGGGCGUUCCAAAAAGCAGCCGUUCUGCGAUGGCUCUCUCCAAGGGACUGCGUUCAAGCCCAUGUCCUACACUGCAACGGCAACUGAGCAGCGAAAGCUGUGCCAGUGCAAGCAGACGGCCAACGCUCCCUUCUGUGACGGCAGGCACAAGAAGCUG